AUGGCUGUUCGCAACACUCAGGUCGCUUCUUCCCGCUCCAAGAGCCGUAAGGCUCACUUCAGCGCUCCCUCCUCCGAGCGCCGCGUGAUCCUUAGCGCCAGCCUGAACAAGGAGCUCCGCGAGAAGUACGGUGUCCGCUCCAUCCCCAUCCGCAAGGGCGACGAGGUCCAGAUUGUCCGUGGUUCCAACAAGGGCCGUGACGGCAAGAUCACCUCCGUCUACCGUCUCAAGUGGUGCAUCCACGUUGAGCGUGUCGUCCGCGAGAAGUCCAACGGCCAGAGCGUCCCUCUCCCCAUCCACCCCUCCAACGUCGUCAUCACCAAGCUCCACCUCGACAAGGACCGUGAGGAGAUCCUCGCCCGCAAGGCCAAGGGCCGUGAGGCCGUCAAGUCCGCUUAA
Molecule: messenger RNA, 399 nt
Organism: Aspergillus uvarum CBS 121591
Lineage: Eukaryota; Fungi; Ascomycota; Eurotiomycetes; Eurotiales; Aspergillaceae
Product: 60S ribosomal protein uL24
Exons: 4
Coding region: 1-399 (132 amino acids)
Biological process (GO): cytoplasmic translation; ribosomal large subunit biogenesis
Cellular component (GO): ribosome; cytosolic large ribosomal subunit
Molecular function (GO): RNA binding; structural constituent of ribosome
Source: RefSeq, a predicted model, not a curated record